AUGUCCGGGAUUCACAGCAAAAGCGUUAUGCUCACUCAAAAUCAGUCAAUAAAUACAUCAAAGCUUUCUUCUCAGCACCGCGAUCUUUCUCAGCCCCGCGCCUACCGAUGCGAUCACAAUAUUCUUGAGAAUUCCAUUCAAAGUGUAAAAUCAUUCGAUUCCAAGCAGCCAGUUUCUACUAGCAGGCGAUCAUGCACACCUAAUUUUGGUAUCGAACAAAGUGAAAGAUAUACCUCAAGACAAGCAUUGAACCAUCAGUUUGAGCCUCUCUCGUCUUCUCGACAAGCGACUCGAAAUAUGUCCGGGCUUCUUGGCUACCCAGAAAGCAACGAAGAACUUCAAACUUUUGGGAACUCGAAAAAGCCCAGAAUCCCUAAGCUUCCACUUGACUCACUUCUUGAAGAAGAUUCAGAACAGGCAAGUCUCAAUCUUUCAGCUAUUGGCUGUGAAAUUUCUUCAAAAAAUCAGCAGCCUGUAACAAUUGCGGGAGAAGACGAAAGUUUUCAGCUAAUUAAAAUGCUAGAACAGGAAGCAGAAAAAGAGUGGGAAAAUAAUACAUUGCAGCUUUCCCCAGUUGCAAACCAAAAAACAUAUUCAAGACUUGAUGAAAGCUCUAUAAUUGGCCCCCAAUGCAAAGUAUUAAUUGAUAAACCUUUGCAAUGCUCGACAGAAAACAAAGAAAAUAAUAUACCAAGAAAUAUAAAUUCUGAAGUAAAAGCAUUAUUAAGAAAACAAGCCCAGAAAUAUGAUAAAGCUUUAAUCAUACUGCAAACACAGUUUAUAUCGUAUAAAGAAAAUGCGGAAAAACAAAUUUUUAUGCUGCAGCAAGAAAUGGCUUCAUUGAAGACCCAGGUAAACCCAAUGGAAAACUUCAAAGAAAAAUUAAUUGACGUGUUUAAAACACAAUUAAAUACUGUGAAAAAUGCAUAUGCAGAAAAAUUCGAAAAUUGCAUGAAAGAUGUGGAAGCAAAAUUAGUUGAAGGCGAGCAGCAUAAGAAGUAUUCUCAAAAAAAAAGAUGGGGAUUGUGCAUAUUUUUGCUUAAAAAAUGAUUUUAAUGAUAAAUUAAAUAUGGGUUAAUUUCGUAAUAAAUUUUACCAAAAAAGAUGGAAGAAUUAAGAAAAGAAUAUGACUUAAAAUUGCAAAUAAACGAACAGUCAAUUUUCACGCUUAAGAAACAAAAUGAGGAUUUAAAAGACCAAUUAGGGAAAAUCGGAGGUGGGGAAAAGGAUUAUGAAGAACUUUUAAAUGAAAAUAAAAAGCUUACUCCCCCCCCCCCUCCGUGAGCGAACAAAAAAAUUUUGUUCACUCACGGAGGGGGGUUAAUUUUUUUUUUUUAAAAAAAUUUUAUAUAUAAAUUUUAUAAAAAAUAUUUUUUUCGAAAUUUAAAAAAAAAUCCUAAUUUGCAAAAAUUGGGAAGCAAAUACUAAUUUAAUUUGCAAAAUUUAUGUUUUAAAACGCAAUUUGUUUAAAAUUAAACAGAAUUAGCUCUAGAUUUCAUUAUACUAAUUAUCACUUAUAUAGCAAAAUUUUUUUCUAUUAAAAUUUUUUCUAUUAAAAAUAUUUUUGUUCACUCACGGAGGGUGGGUUUUUUUGGUCAAAAAAUGGCGAUUUUUUCUAAUGGUUUUGUUCGCUCACGGAGGGGGGGGGGGGAGUUAGAGAAGAACUUACAGGGCUAUGGAAAGACUAUGGUAGAAGAAGAUUGAAAUAUCAAGUAUAA
Molecule: messenger RNA, 1718 nt
Organism: Blepharisma stoltei
Lineage: Eukaryota; Ciliophora; Heterotrichea; Heterotrichida; Blepharismidae
Source: the annotation of a GenBank genome assembly